Molecule: messenger RNA, 737 nt
Organism: Saccostrea echinata
Lineage: Eukaryota; Metazoa; Mollusca; Bivalvia; Ostreida; Ostreidae
Product: rho-related GTP-binding protein RhoQ-like
Exons: 2
Coding region: 25-588 (187 amino acids)
Biological process (GO): small GTPase-mediated signal transduction
Molecular function (GO): GTP binding; GTPase activity
Source: RefSeq, a predicted model, not a curated record
AGCUGCAAACAAGCCUGAAACAACAUGGUUGUGUCUAAGAUGUCUGUCGGCUGUUCUGUAGUUGGGGAUGGGAUGGUAGGAAAAUCGAGUCUCAUCCAGACCUUUGUGAACAAAGUACCUUCUGAAGGAUAUUUGGCGACAGUGGUGGAGAAUUUCGUUGCUUCCGUCUCAGCUUAUGGAGACCAUUAUUUGGUCAACAUUACAGAUUUUGGUGGAGAGCACCAAAUGGACUUUUUAAGGACAACAAAUAAAAACCGAGAUGUCUUUGUCGUCUGCUACAGUGUUGUGGAUCGGGAAUCUUUCAGGAAUGCAAAAGGUUUCUGGAUACCAUCCAUCAAAAACCUGAAUAAGAGACAAAACAUCAUCCUUGUGGCCACACACGUGGAUCUUAGAGAAGGUGAUGACCCUGAUCACGUGACAUUUGAUGAAGGCUUUGAACUGUGCAAAUUGAUUGGUGGAAAGUGUUUUACUGAGUGUUCCUCAAAAGACAAAGUUCGAAUCCACCAGGUAUUUGAGAGUGUCGUAUCUACUGCUCUGGCACAAAAGAAAGGGCUUUUCAAUGUCAUUAAAAGGAUUACUGGACGCUGAAAAAAAUAACAAUUCAAGUUUCACCCGAGAAACUGGAAGAAACUACAGUUACUGCAGCCUGCACCACCUGAAUGGAAUAUCAUGAUGCUAGGUUAAUACACUUUGAUGUAUGGGGCGCAUGCACGUGAUGCGUGGGAUAAGGCACGAGA